AUGGCGAAUACCAACUCUAGCGCGGUAUUUUUCUUGGGCACCAGGGCUCACUAUCAGACUGACCAGCCAAGAGUAUGGUUCAUCAGAGCGGAAGCGGUACUAGGUCCUCAAAAGAUUGCAGAUGAAGCUCAGUUCCAGAUUGUUGUGUCAAAACUGGAUACAAAGACUGAUUGGCGAAAUGGAGAUAGGAGACCAAAAACCGUCGCAACUUCUUCGCCGUAUGCGCGAUCUAGGACGGGAGAAAUACCUGACGAUACAUUAAGGAUUCUGUGGCAGAGCCAUCUUACCACUUCUGUGCGAGCCGUGCUAGCCGUAUCGGAAACAAAGGAUAUGGAUAAUCUGGCCACUGUGGCCGACAAAAUCAUGGAGGCUUCGCAGCAGCCACAGAUUUCUGAGUUUUCCUCGCCUCAACCAAUAAGGAGAAACUCACAACAGGUCUUAGACCCAGAGACUUACGACAGUGGAAACACUUCCACAGAGACGUUGUGUCAAAAUGAUGAACAGCUGUGGAAAGACCAGGAAAACGAGAGCCCCAAUUGUAAUCAAUCCGGGUGGUGCUACGGGUCUGAUAUAAAUGUGAACUUCGACACAGGCGUGAAGAAAAGAUUGAACAGACAUGAUGAAGCGGUUUCUGACAUAAAACCUGCUCUUUUGAAUAUGUCACAAGAGAGUGAUCUUGAGAAAGACAAACCACGUCGCAAGUUCCUCUCUUUUCUCUCAUCUCUUACAUGGCGUAAGAGACGGAGUAACGUGCAGUACCUGCAGCACCUGGAGAACGUUCUGACCACCUGUACCUAUAGAGAGAGUUGCAGGUGCCUGGAUUGUCAGGUAAGUUGA
This is a messenger RNA of Pieris macdunnoughi, 837 nucleotides long. The record is from the annotation of a GenBank genome assembly. Lineage: Eukaryota; Metazoa; Arthropoda; Insecta; Lepidoptera; Pieridae.